AUGGUGAAAACGCGCUCUAUUGAGAAUCGAGUCGUGUACUCCACGAGGAGAAGAAUAUCGUCGACCGACGCUUCUCCCUCCAACAGAUUCGUGGCGACGACGACGUCACGCUUCUUCUUCUUCUUGACGACGACAGGAGUGGAACUCUCACUACUCUUCUUCUUUCUGGAGACUUCUGGAGUCGGUGGUGGCGAGACGUCUUCUGGCUCCAUGACGUCCUCGACGUCAACGUCUUCAGGAGAUUCUGGAGAUUCUGGAGCCUCCUCAGAAUCCACUUCAAUCGUCGUCUCCUCCUUCUGGAGAAUCAACGUCUUCUUCACCGUCUUCACAUUGGCCAAAUCCGACGUCCGUGGUCGUGACGUCACAUCGCUCAGAGCUUUCAGACGAUAUCCUCUUACCAUAGGAAUCAACGAGUAUUUCGCAUUGAGACAGAGAGAUCUCAACGCGGUGAAUGCAGCCGAACGAGUAGUCGACGGAUUCCGAAUUCCCAUUUCAAUGACUCGAAUGAUAUCUUUCCGAUCGACAGACAAUCGUUUAUCGACAUUCGAUUUGUCGACUCUCGGAGCAUAUCCAAGUGACACUGCGAGCACUUCGAAAAGAAGACACGUUAGAGAGUCUUAUGAAGUGUUUGAAGCUGAAAAUAUCUGA
Molecule: messenger RNA, 648 nt
Organism: Caenorhabditis remanei
Lineage: Eukaryota; Metazoa; Nematoda; Chromadorea; Rhabditida; Rhabditidae
Exons: 4
Coding region: 1-648 (215 amino acids)
Source: RefSeq, a predicted model, not a curated record